AUGGGUAUGAUACAACGGAUCAUCACUAGUGGAGCCUGGACUCUGUGUCAGGGACGGUUCAGAGGUUCCAAAGCCAAUCAACUGACAAGUCAUGAGGAUAACUUGGGCCAUGAAAAGUCCGUUUCCUACGCUACUGAGAAUUGGAAAACAGGCAAUCCUACCGAAAACAGAUCACACGGCCCCACAGGCGGGCAGGACAAGCCACCGGGCCCUGGUGCAGGAGCUGCUCGCUCCACACAUUGUUUAGAGGCCGACGCGACACAGCCAUCUUGCGUCGGGGGCCCGGGCCCAGGAGGAGAGCGAGCCCCGUCCCCUGAUCCUGGAGGCCGACACCGGCGAGAAGCUGCCCUGCACGCAAGCGGCCGGCCCAGGAAUCUGAGCGGAUCAAGUUGUCUGCGGCGGACUCGGGCCGGCCCCGCAGGACCCGGCCCCACUUGGCCCAGCGCGCAGGCGGGAAGGAGGCCGUCGGUCCGCCCCUCCCGCUGCCGCAGCGACCCCGUCCGACAGCGGGCACAGGACGCUGGAUUCCUAUUUGCCAGCUUCCUGCUGGGGAGCGUUUUCCAAUGGGGCGCGGCGACCCGGCCGACCGCGUCCUCCUCCCCCACUGCCGCCCGGGUCUCCUCGGAGGCGCGCGCCAGGGCCUGCGCGGGGGUGGCCCCUCCUUCCCCUCCCCGCCGCGACCCGAGACGCCCGCAGGCCGGGCGUUCACCCGCCGCGCCUCCGCCCGCCUUCCCCUCCCCCUACUUCCCUCCGGGCGCCCCAAACCCGGGCCUCGGGGGUUCGACGCCGUGCGCACACGGAGCGGGAUGGGAGUGCAGGGCCGGGGGCGGGGGCUGGCCGGGGGCGGGCGGCAGUCUCGGCGGGAGCCGGCGGCCCCUCAGCGUGUCUUUUGUGUUUCCGCCGCCGCGCCGCCGUCGCUCUCUAACGCCAGCGCCGCCUCUCGCUCGCCGAGCUACAGCCGAAGGAGAAGGGGGAAAUGGAGGUAAGGAGCGAGUUUCCCUUUUCCCUCUGACGGCGGCGGCUCCCCAGUCUCUCGCCGCCUCAGCCCAACAGCAGCAACCGCCGCGGCGCCGAGCCUGCUCUCCCUCCUCCUCCCCGCGCCCCUGGCUCUUCUUUCUUCGGUGA
Molecule: messenger RNA, 1125 nt
Organism: Cercocebus atys (sooty mangabey)
Lineage: Eukaryota; Metazoa; Chordata; Mammalia; Primates; Cercopithecidae
Product: collagen alpha-1(III) chain-like
Exons: 5
Coding region: 1-1125 (374 amino acids)
Source: RefSeq, a predicted model, not a curated record